This is a messenger RNA of Agrilus planipennis (emerald ash borer), 1077 nucleotides long. Its product is annotated as G8 domain-containing protein DDB_G0286311. The transcript has 3 exons. The record is from RefSeq and is a predicted model, not a curated record. The coding region runs from base 166 to 735 and encodes 189 amino acids. NCBI's taxonomy places the organism in Eukaryota, Metazoa, Arthropoda, Insecta, Coleoptera, Buprestidae. Gene Ontology annotation, molecular function: peptidase inhibitor activity.
AAACGAAUCUGAGAAUUAAAUCUCAUUAAUGUAUAUCCCCACUAUGAACGAACUCCCAUCCGUCUCAUAUAAACAGAUGUAAUCAGUUUAAACGAAUUGUGUGGUAUUUGUAUGAACAAGACACUUAUUAUUUAUUAAUAAAUUUGUUUUAUUGUUAUUUUCAAGAUGUGCUGUGUUAAAUUGUUGUUGUGUGUUUUUAUCAUUGUUGUGUGCAAUUAUGGAUAUAGUGUACAAGCAAACAAUUGUGUACCUGGUUCCUUGGAAACUUAUAGUUGUAGGACUUGUUAUUGCACUAAAGCACAAAAGUGGAUAUGUAGGUCAUCAAAUGACCCGGAAUGUCGGGUAUUUACCCAAAAGGAAAACAAGAGAAAAACAAGAGAUGCUUUACCAAUUAAAGAUCUAAAGAAUACCCCCUGUGCACCGACCGAUUCUUUUGUACUCGAGUGUAACACAUGCUACUGCAAUGGACAAGGAACCGGAUAUUUAUGCACGGAAAAGAUUUGCCCCGUCAUCGAUCAAACGUCAACUGUUGUAGCCAAUACGUCAUCUCCUGGUGACAACACGACGCAUUCAGUUGCGACCACACCAUCGGUAACAUCCUCGACCGCAGCAUCAAUAACAUUUUCGACUACACCAUUGACUGCAUCGUCUACCACAGUUUCAACCACACCCUCUACCACUGUAACAAACGUUACGGGGGAAGUUCAAAGUAGUAGUGACCGGCCUAGCGAAUAGUGACAUUAUAAGAGACUGUUUCAGGGAAAUGAUCGCAUUUUUUACCUCACCUAAACGUUAUAUCAGCAUUAUUACUUUACUAGAACGUUUUAAGAUUUAAUACUACGUAAUUUUAAUUUCGACAAUAAGUUAUUGCACUUUGAUUUCAGCUUAUCUUGGUAUGCCUAUACGAGUUUUUUUUUAAUGAGAUAUCUAUUUAUUAGUGUUUCAUUUUAGGUUAGUUAUGUUAUUUAUUAAGAAUGACGAUUUGUAAGGUGUUUUUUUUUGUAAUACUGUAAUUCUUAAUCAAAAGACAAAAUGCAAUGGAUAAUUUUACGAAAUAAAAAUGUUAGUUUAAAGCAA